CUUCUUUAGAAAAACUUUCGAAGAAAAGCAGAGCGGCUCUGAUUAAAGAGUUCAAUUCUGAAGGCUCAAAAGAUGAACGACAACGAUGACGAAAACGACAAGUCGUUUCCGGACCACAAGCUCUGCGGCUAUUUAUGCACGGUUCUCACUGUUAAUUCUCCGCCGUCGGCUGAAACGCUGCGUUUCAAGAAGACUCGCUGCGAAAUCUUCGGCGACGGCUUGUACGUCGGGUUCAGGUCCUCGAACGGCGUCGUACUAUCCGUGCUCGAUUCGGUGCCGGAACCGGAGCAAUGCGUGUCGAAAAACGGCGUCGGCGUCGGCGGCGGCGUUUCGAGCGGCAAGAAGAGGAAGAAGAGAGUGAGGAAGAUAGGCCAAGUCCACGGCAGCAUAAGCGUGGUGCACCAGCUUCAGGCGCUUGUUUCUCACAAGUGCGUGAAGAUCGACGCGCGCGUGGUUUGCGUUUUCGGUCCCGAGUCCGAGUCCGCCGAGGCCGAGGCGAGGGCGGUGGUGCUCGUCGACGUGUAUCUGCCGAUCGCCGUGUUAAGCGGCUGGCAGUUCCCCCGGUCCGGCUCGAUCGCCGCCGCGCUUUUUCGGCACUUGAGCUGUGACUGGGGCGAGAGAACUUCGAUGCUUGCUAGUGGACAGCGAUGUAUAGAAGCUCAAGGGGCUGAUAAGAGCGUUUGGAAUCUUUCUGAUUGUCACGUUCUUGGAUGCAAGCUGCAUUACAAUGUCACCGAUUCUUCAAAGAGAAGGCUAUUUGAACUUCAUGAAAUUUUUAAGAGCGUACCCAGCUUGACGAAGAGGGAACAGCUUGAUUCUUCAAGAAUAAUGCCUGUGGAUGGCAUUUAUAGAUCUGGCAUUUGGGAUUUAUCGGAUGACAUUUUGAUUAAUAUGCUAGCUACGCUUGGUCCAACGGACCUUGUGAAGGCUGCUGCAACGUGUUGGCAUCUAAAAUCCUUGGCCGCGUCAAUCAUGCCGUGUAUGAAACUAAAGCUUUUUUCUCAUCAGCAGGCAGCAGUUGAGUGGAUGUUGCAGCGCGAGCGCAAUGCUGAAAUUAUGCCACAUCCUUUAUACAUGGCUUUCUCAGCAGAAGAUGGAUUUAGUUUCUAUGUAAAUAUUGUUUCUGGUGAAAUAGUCACAGGAAUAGCCCCUAGCAUCAAAGAUUUUCGUGGGGGUAUGUUCUGUGAUGAACCUGGCUUAGGCAAGACCAUAACUGCUCUUUCCCUUAUUCUGAAGACACAGGGAACAUGGGCAGAUCCACCAGAAGGGGUGCAAAUAACCUGGUGUAUGCAUAACGGUGACCAGAGAUGUGGCUAUUAUGAGCUUAGUGGUGAUAAUGUCACUGGUGGGAUCAAGUUCUUGGGAAAAAGGGAUGUAGGUCAGAAUGCUCGAAGAGGCAUGGAGGACUUGACCCACUCCUCACCUAAAAGAGCCAGGUUAAUGGGUUUUGAUGAUCAGAUUGCAUUUGAUGAUUUAUUUCCUAGUAGAGGAAAUAAAUCACCUAUAUCUGCAUCCUCUAGUUCAGCAAUGUCUGUGGUUCGAUGCUCUAGGGACUUGAGCUUCAUCAAGAAAAACCUUUGUUCCGAAUAUGAAGGAGCAGCUGGUUUUUCUAAAGAAAAGAAGGGUGGGGGAAAUUCAAGUAGAUUUAAGCGUGCAUCUAUUUGUCCAAGACAUUUUUCUCAGGAAAAGCAAGUUGAAGUUUCAUAUGGAGUAUCAAACUGUUGCAAGAGGCCUGGCAAGGCUGUUGCAGAUUAUCUCGAGUAUAAUGACACCUGGGUUCAAUGUGAUGCUUGUCGUAAGUGGCGAAAGCUUAUAGAAACUAGGGCUGCUGAUGUUACUGCGGUAUGGUUUUGUAGUAUGAAUACUGAUCCUUUAUAUCAGAGCUGUAGUGUUCCUGAAGAAUCUUGGGAUAAUUGCAGCCCAAUAAGAUAUUUACCUGGAUUCUACACCAAAGGAACUUCUGCAGGUGAGGAACGAAAUGUUUCAUUUUUCACCAGUGUGCUUAGGGAGCACUAUCCAUUGAUUAAUUCCGAAACAAAGAAAGCCUUAACUUGGUUGGCUAAACUUACUCCAGAGAAACUCUCACACAUGGAAUCAAUUGGCUUAAGAAGUCCUUACUUAGGCACUUGUGUUAUGCCUGUUAGGAAUGCCCAUGGCUUCUAUAAGAUAUUCAGUGCAUUUGGUCUCAUGAAGAGAGAAGAAAAGGGUAUUUGUAAGUGGUAUUAUCCACGAGAUCUUGACAACUUGGCCUUUGAUGUGGCUGCUCUCAGGAUUUCUCUCUGUGAGCCACUGGAUUCUGUCAGGUUAUAUUUGUCCAGAGCAACCCUAAUUGUUGUUCCAUCAAAUCUAGUUGACCAUUGGAAAACUCAAAUCGAAAAGCAUGUCAGUCCUGGUCAGUUACGUGUGUAUGUUUGGACUGAUCAUAGAAAGCCUCCUGCUCACAGUCUGGCAUGGGAUUAUGAUAUUGUCAUAACAACCGUUAGUCGUUUAAGUGCAGAGUGGAGCCCCCGAAAGAAGAGUGUACUGAUGCAAGUGCAUUGGCUUAGAGUCAUGUUAGAUGAGGGACACACCCUUGGCUCAAGUGUUAACUUGACAAACAAAUUGCAAAUGGCUAUUUCAUUGGUGGCUUCAAAUCGGUGGAUAUUAACAGGAACUCCAACUCCUAACACUCCCAACAGUCAACUAUCACAUCUUCAACCAUUGCUUAAGUUUCUUCAUGAGGAAGCUUUUGGACAGAAUCAAAUGUCUUGGGAAGCUGGUAUUCUUAGGCCAUUUGAAGCAGAGAUGGAGGAGGGACGGUUACGUUUGUUGCAGUUACUUCAGAAGUGCAUGAUCAGCGCAAGAAAGAUGGAUUUGCAAAAUAUUCCACCCUGCAUUAAGAAAGUUAUGUUUCUUGAUUUUACUGAGGAACAUGCAAGAAGUUACAAUGAAUUAGUAGUUACAGUGCGGCGCAAUAUACUAAUGGCUGACUGGAAUGAUCCUUCUCAUGUUGAGAGUCUACUGAAUCCAAAGCAGUGGAAGUCUCGAAGUGCAACUGUCAGAAAUGUCAGGCUGUCUUGCUGUGUGGCUGGACAUAUUAAAGUUACAGAAGCUGGUGAAGAUAUUCAAGAAACAAUGGAUGUUUUAGUUGAAAAGGGUCUGGAUCAUACUGCAGAUGAGUAUACUUAUAUAAAAAAUUACCUCCUCUAUGGUGGGUAUUGUGUCAGAUGUAACGAAUGGUGCCGUUUACCUGUCAUUACACCAUGUAGGCAUCUUUUGUGCCUUGAUUGUGUUGCUUUGGACAGUGAAAAGUGUACUUAUCCUGGAUGUGGUAACUUAUAUGAGAUGGAGUCUCCUGUUGUACUAACCAGGCCAGAAAAUCCUAACCCAAAGUGGCCUGUGCCCAAAGAUCUUAUUGAGUUACAACCAUCAUACAAACAGGAUAACUGGGAUCCUGAUUGGCAAUCAACAUCUAGCAGUAAAGUUACUUACCUUGUACAGAGGUUGAAAGCUUUGCUUGAAGCUAAUAGAGAGGUUGGUCACUACAUGGGAGAAGGCAAAAUUGUGAAGUGUGUGGAUGAGCUAGUUUAUCCCUCUCAGAUGAGUGAUGCAAGGGUCUUGUCCCUGGAUGAUUGCUCUAGAGUGAGCAGUGAGACUCAGAAAUUUUCCCCAGAAAAAGUUUUAAUCUUCUCUCAAUUUCUUGAGCACAUACAUGUCAUUGAACAACAGUUAACUAUUGCAGGUAUCAAAUUUGCUGGGAUGUAUAGUCCAAUGCAUUCUAGCAACAAGAUGAAGUCACUGGCCACGUUUCAGAAUGAUGAAAGUUGUAUGGCACUUUUGAUGGAUGGAAGUGCUGCAUUGGGGCUCGAUUUGAGCUUUGUAACGCAUGUAUUCCUAAUGGAACCAAUUUGGGACAAAAGUAUGGAGGAACAAGUUAUAAGUCGUGCUCAUCGGAUGGGUGCUACUCGGCCUAUUCAUGUGGAAACUUUAGCAAUGCGUGGUACAAUUGAAGAGCAAAUGGUGCACUUCUUACAGGAUGCUGAUGAUCGUAGAAGAUUCUUGAAGGAAGAGUACAGAAAACCUGAUCGUGAAGGGCCAAGAACUCAUCGUACAUUACAUGAUUUUGCUGAGAGCAAUUAUCUCUCUCAGCUUGGUUUUGUGCGCACUAAUCCAAAGAUUUAAAGGUUCAUGAAACAUUUUUUACCAUUGUAACUUUACUUACUUAUCUGUUUAUUCUGUACAGAGAUGGCUCAAAAUAUUCUAGGACAUUCUAAUGAAAUCAUUCAUUCUUUGCACAA
Molecule: messenger RNA, 4277 nt
Organism: Quercus robur (English oak)
Lineage: Eukaryota; Viridiplantae; Streptophyta; Magnoliopsida; Fagales; Fagaceae
Product: F-box protein At3g54460
Exons: 8
Coding region: 73-4161 (1362 amino acids)
Molecular function (GO): ATP-dependent chromatin remodeler activity; zinc ion binding; ATP binding
Source: RefSeq, a predicted model, not a curated record